Molecule: messenger RNA, 1112 nt
Organism: Amaranthus tricolor (Joseph's coat)
Lineage: Eukaryota; Viridiplantae; Streptophyta; Magnoliopsida; Caryophyllales; Amaranthaceae
Product: beta-carotene isomerase D27, chloroplastic
Exons: 8
Coding region: 132-959 (275 amino acids)
Molecular function (GO): iron ion binding
Source: RefSeq, a predicted model, not a curated record
AUUUAUAGUACAAGGCCAACAAAGCAAAAGCGGUCUUUCUCACUACUCAUUUGUCCACAUUCAUAAUUUUUUUCCUUGUAAAUUUCUUUUUUUUUUUCCGGUUCACAAAAGUUUGUGAAGCUGGUGGAAUUAUGCAGAACCUUUAUCAUCCCCUCCAUUUACAAAAACCUCUAUUAUCUUCUCCCACCACAAACCAAUUUCAAAAUAUAAAAUAUUUCUGUAAAACCCCGCAUUUUAGGGUUUCGUGUUCUUCAUCGUCGUCAUCAUCAUCUACAUCGGUAAAAGAUGGAGAAUUGGUGGCUAGAUCUCAAUACAAACCCACUUGGCUAGAUGAUUUUUUUCUCAAUUCAUUUAGGAAGAAAUUAGUUGAGGAGGUUGGAUGGGAAUCAAAGAAAGAAGGUUAUGAUGGCAUGAUGGAACUUGUAAAUGGACUCAUGAUUGGUAGAACUACUCGCCAGACUAAUCAAGCCGCGGUUCGGAUACUGAGGUCUCUAUUUCCUCCUUUUCUGUUGGAACUUUAUCGCAUGCUUAUAACCCCAAUUGGAGGCGGUAGAGUCGCUGCUAUGAUGGUCGCUAGGGUAACAGUAUUCACAUGUCAAUGGCUCAUGGGAUCAUGCUCAAUCAACUCUAUUGAUCUUCCUGACGGAUCUUCAUGCCAAAGUGGGGUUUUGGUAGAGAGAUGCAAGUACUUGGAAGAAAGCAAAUGUGUAGGAAUUUGUGUUAAUACUUGUAAAAUUCCAACUCAGACUUUCUUUAAGAAUCAUAUGGGAAUUCCCCUUCUUAUGGAACCUAACUUUACUGAUUAUAGUUGUCAGUUUAAAUUUGGGAUCGCUCCUCCUCUACCUGAGAAUGACAGUGCCUUAAAAGAGCCAUGUUUGGAUUGUUGUCCAUACGCUUCUCGCGGAAGGUCGGAAAGUCUUACAAGAAUGUUAAAUGCCAAACAAUGCCCAAGGUCAUGAGACUGUAAUCAUGUGAUAUACUAGUCAUCUUGUGAUCCUAAGCACUCUUCUUUCUUUUUAUAUCAUUGUAUGUUAUAUGUUUUUAACCUUUGACAUAGAGAUUGUAGUUUGUACAACUAAGUUAUAUCAUACUUUCAAUUUUUUGAUUUGUUA